AUGACCGUUACAUUUCCGCCGAGCAACAAACUAACGGUGACGGAGGUGUUCGACGCAAAGGGCCGGCCACGGCCCGAGGUACUGAAGCAACAUUUCAUGGCCGAGGGAAGGGUCACCGAUGACGUGGCUCUCAAAAUCGUGAAUGAGGGGGCCGCCAUCAUGCGCCAAGAAAAAACGCUCAUUGAAAUUGAUGCACCUUUGACUGUCUGUGGUGAUGUCCACGGUCAGUUCUAUGAUCUUAUGAAAUUGUUUGAAGUGGGCGGACCCCCGUCCUCUACCCGGUAUCUUUUUCUUGGAGACUACGUCGACAGAGGGUAUUUCAGUAUAGAGAUCGCUAGUCCCAUCUGGUACGUUUAUAAAUGCGAAACAGACAUACAAUACAACACGAUACAAUACAAACGUAAGAUUGCAUUUAGAUUCAAGGAACCCCCGGCAUUCGGGCCCAUGUGUGACCUUCUAUGGUCAGACCCGCUGGAAGAUUUCGGUAGUGAGAAGAAUGCGGAACAUUUUACGCACAACAGCGUCAGGGGUUGCUCAUAUUUCUAUAGUUAUGCAGCUUGUUGUGAUUUCUUGCAACAAAACUCACUCCUGUCAAUAAUAAGGGCCCAUGAAGCGCAAGAUGCUGGCUACCGCAUGUAUAGGAAGAGCCAGACGACGGGGUUUCCAUCUUUGAUCACAAUCUUCUCUGCACCGAACUAUCUCGAUGUGUAUAAUAAUAAGGCGGCCAUCUUGAAAUACGAGAACAACGUGAUGAACAUACGCCAGUUCAACUGCUCCCCCCACCCCUACUGGCUGCCCAACUUCAUGGACGUAUUCACAUGGUCACUGCCGUUUGUCGGCGAGAAAGUCACAGAGAUGCUGGUUAACGUGCUGAACAUAUGCUCUGACGACGAACUGAUGAACGAAGCUGAUGACUCUUUUGAAGGUGGGUCAGUGUCAGCCCGUAAGGAAGUUAUAAGGAACAAGAUUCGCGCCAUCGGAAAAAUGGCCAGGGUGUUCCAAGUUCUAAGAGAAGAAAGUGAAUGCGUGCUACAGUUGAAAGGGCUGACCCCGAACGGUCUACUCCCCGUGGGGGCACUAAGCGAGGGCAAAGACAGUCUUCAAACAUUCUUGACCGGAUUUUCUCCUACGCACAAGAUAAGCGGUUUCUCGGAGGCCAAACAGCUGGACAAGAUGAACGAGAGAAUGCCCCCACGCCCCCCCUCACUAGCCACCAAAGAGGCCACCAAGAUGUGAUGAUGAUGGUGAUAUAAUAUGUCGUUUCAGUAACGUUGACUAUGAUGGUGAUGAUGACGAUGAUGGUGAUGACGACGACGAUGAUUAUGUUGGUGUUUUAUUUUAGUGGCGAUGAUAGCCUGUGUAUCAUGAUACAAUGUGAUUCUCUUCACGUGUUGAUAUACGAUGAUGAUGAUGAUGAUGAUGAUAUGAUACGAUGAUGAUGAUGGUGAUAAUGUGGUGACGAUGAUAAUCUUGAGGUGAUAAUGAUGAUAAGGGCUCGGGGAUUGGAUUAAUAUUUGUGUGUGUGUGUGUGUUAUAAACCUUUUGACGUAUAAUUAAAUCAAUAUGAUAAUAUUUUUAUUAUUCUUAAUAUAACACUGAGGUGUCAGUUUAUCCGAAGCUAUGUAAUGUUAUGUCUUGUUACACAAGUGUGCGUGUGUGUGUGU
This is a messenger RNA of Helobdella robusta, 1664 nucleotides long. RefSeq lists its product as hypothetical. Gene Ontology annotation, molecular function: calmodulin binding; calmodulin-dependent protein phosphatase activity. The record is from RefSeq and is a predicted model, not a curated record. The coding region runs from base 1 to 1236 and encodes 411 amino acids. Lineage: Eukaryota; Metazoa; Annelida; Clitellata; Rhynchobdellida; Glossiphoniidae. The transcript is spliced from 15 exons. Gene Ontology annotation, biological process: calcineurin-mediated signaling. Gene Ontology annotation, cellular component: cytoplasm; calcineurin complex.